Auanema sp. JU1783 is the source of this 1725-nucleotide messenger RNA. The record is from the annotation of a GenBank genome assembly. Lineage: Eukaryota; Metazoa; Nematoda; Chromadorea; Rhabditida; Rhabditidae.
AUGGGAUGUUCAAAUACUCAUCAUGGAAACAAGGAACGAGUUUUCAAAGAACGUACAAAUGCUUUCCAUGAUCGACAACGUCGUGGAGCUAUGCGAAGAAAGAUUCAUGAGGUGACAGGACAUAAGUUUAUGGCACUUUUCUUGCGACAGCCAACGUUUUGUGCUCAUUGCAAGGAAUUCAUAUGGGGAAUAGGCAAACAGGGUUAUCAAUGUCAAAUUUGUACAGUCGUAGUUCAUAAAAGAUGUCAUGAAGAAGUUCUCUGGAAGUGUCCUGGCAAUCGUAGUGAUUUCAUAGACGAAAUUAGUAAAGAAGCUGCUGAAAGCGCUGGUCGAUUCAAUAUAAAUAUUCCUCAUCGUUUCUCUGUACAUUCCUAUAAACGACCAACUUUCUGUGAUCAUUGCGGAUCUAUGUUAUACGGGCUUAUAAAUCAAGGAUUACAAUGCUCGCAGUGCAAAUUAAAUGUUCAUAAAAGAUGUCAACGUAAUGUCGCUAAUAACUGUGGAAUUAAUGCUAAACAAAUGGCUGCUGAGCUGGCUCAGCUCGGACUUACUGGUGAUAAGAUGAGUAUACGAUCGAAGAAGAGGCCGUCCAUAUUAACAGAAAGCAGUUCAGAACAGUCAGUUAGCUCUGUAGAAACUAACAGAACUUUCCUCACCCAAAUUUCCGAAGAUGAGACACACAAAUCUUCUUCAGCUCCAGUUGGUAAUAACGCAACUCUCUCAAUAUCCGAUUUUUCAUUCAUCAAAGUACUUGGAAAGGGUUCUUUCGGAAAGGUCAUGUUGGCCGAGAGAAAAGGCACAGACGAAGUGUUCGCCAUCAAAAUCUUGAAGAAAGAUGUCAUAGUUCAAGAUGAUGAUGUUGAAUGUACAAUGUGCGAGAAGAGAAUUCUAUCUCUGGCAGCAAAGCAUCCAUUCUUGACUGCUCUACACAGCAGCUUCCAAACACCUGAUCGAUUGUUUUUCGUAAUGGAAUAUGUGAAUGGAGGAGAUUUGAUGUUCCAAAUUCAAAGGGCACGAAAGUUUGAUGAGAGUCGAGCUCGUUUUUAUGCAGCUGAAGUUACAUGUGCCUUACAAUUUUUGCAUCGUAAUGAAGUUAUUUAUAGGGAUUUGAAACUAGAUAAUAUUUUACUUGAUGCCGAAGGACAUUGUCGCUUAGCUGAUUUUGGAAUGUGCAAGGAAGGAAUUACAAAAGAGAAACUCACAAGCACAUUUUGUGGAACUCCCGACUACAUAGCUCCAGAAAUUCUUCAAGAACUCGAAUAUGGAGUUUCAGUUGAUUGGUGGGCACUAGGAGUUCUGAUGUAUGAAAUGAUGGCUGGACAACCACCGUUUGAAGCUGAUAACGAGGAUGAUCUUUUUGAAGCAAUUCUCAACGAUGAUGUUCUCUAUCCAGUGUGGUUAUCUAAAGAAGCUGUAAAUAUUCUCAAAGCUUUCAUGACCAAAAAUCCUAGUAAACGUCUUGGAUGUGUUCAAUCUCAAGGAGGAGAAGAUGCUAUUCGUGCUCAUCCAUUCUUCCGUGAAAUUGACUGGGAUGCCUUAGAAACUAGACAGGUCAAACCGCCAUUCAAACCUAAAAUUAAAUCAAAACGUGAUGUCAAUAAUUUCGAUGCUGAUUUCACCAAAGAGGAGCCCGUGUUAACACCAACAGACAUGAAUGUGGUGAGGGCAAUCAAUCAAGAUGAAUUCCGUGGUUUCUCUUUUGUGAAUCCUCAUUUCACAUAUUAA